ACCAGUCCGGGCUUCAAAUUCAUGAGUGCGCUUUUCUUCCCGGAGACCGUCCCGUCGAGAGAGAAGGCAAAACAGCCCCUGCGACGCUCAGAGGAGACUCCUUCAUGAAGAACAAUACACCAGAUGUCUUUUUCCACCAUUUCGGGUUGUGUUUCUUCGUGCUGUAGCGGAGCGGGACGCGCAGGACUGACGAACAUCACCGGGCUGGUGUUGUUGUUUUUACCGAGCAGCAGCCACCAUGGCUGAGGAAGAAAGUGAGUGGAUUUUGGAGAGCAUCGUUGGCUACCUGGGGAGUCCCGAGUGGGUCAUUCCUGUCUCGGACUUUAUGGAAAACAAAUGCACAGUGUUUGAUGACGAAGAUGAGAAUAAGUUAUCAUACACAGACAUCCACCUGCAGUAUAAGAAAUUGGUGGAGACGCUGCUGGGGAAUUACAUGCAGGAGGUUGGCAUCAACGAGCAGCAGUUUCUGGACGCAUGCACCUCUCCUUUUGCCAAGACCAAAACCCUGCAGUCGGUGUUCCAGCCAGUUCUUGCUACAGAUGACUUCCAGAUGUUUCGCUCACUGAUGGUCCAGAAGAACACGGAGCUGCAGCUUCAAGCCCUCAGUGUCAUCAAAGAAAUGAACGGGGCCCUCCCAGAGUGUCUGACCGACGGAGUGGACGUGAUGACGGAGCUGCAGGAUCAGGAGAUGAAAAUCCUGCAGGAGGUUCUCAAGAAGUCAAAAGAUGAGUAUGAUAAGGAAAUGUCCAGGAGGCUGCUUUUAGAGCACAAGGUUGGCAGCAGCUCUGAUAAGCGAUUGGCAGAAAGCAGCGAAGCCCAAAAUACCUCCUCUGCUGCCAGCCAACCGAGCGGCGCUGCCAAGGCCAAAGCGGAGGGGAGAGGUGACAGCAGCCAGAGUAACGGUCACCAUGCCCCCCCACUAGUGAACGGAAACACAGUCCCUGAGGCUAAUCUGCUCAACAGCAGACCUGUCACAACAGAUGAGAGACAGACGUCAGCUCGAGGAGGUGGAGAGAAGAAAAGUGCAGCCAAGAGCAGCUCCACUUCUAAACCCUCCCCAGAUUGCGGCAGUAACGGUGUGGAGUCCAGAGUCCUUCCUGCAGUGAGACCUCCAGUGAAGUCUGGUGACCCCCCCCUCAGUGCAGGGUCCAGGGAGCAGAGCAGCAGCCUGACCCCCCCCGAGGGCUGGCUGGAGGAGGCUCACAGGGAGGCCGGCUUCUCCAAGCCAUACACCGAGUUGUCAGCGUCUCAGCAGGAGCAGCUCCAGCAGAGGGCAGCAUAUCUGCGACAGCAGAGAGACAAGCUGCACGCUCUGAAAAAAGAACAGCAGAAACCCAAACAGACCAUCGUACCAGAGGAGGCUCCCGCUGUCGUUACCCGGAGGCAGUGGGGCAGUCCCAGAGUAACGGGGUCUGUACCCCCCUACCUCCUCCUGCUCCAGCACAGCACUCUGCUCACUCCUCCAAACAGAAGGAGAUAUCUGCUGAGGAGAAGAAGAAACUCCAGAAGAGAAAACAUCUGGCUGACAAACUGAAAGAGGAAGUCAUCAAGAAAUAACUUCCCCUACAACUGCAAUAUUCUCAUGUAUAGCCUAUCUGAUCCAAUCCUUUCUAAACAAGCUUCCUCUACUCUGCCUCCUUCAGCCGCAUUAUUCACCUUGCAUAACACAGAUCAGGUUUUUACCCAAAGAUACCAAAAUAAUCAGAUCUUCCUUUUCAAAAUUGUUCCAUUGCUGUCUCCAGACAUGUUUUUAUAUUGUGUAUGUGUCAGUCACUAAUAGGAGCGCGCACACACACGCGCACACACACGGCUUGUGUCCAAAGCGCUGCUACUUUUGCCACUAGGUGAACUAUUUUAAUUGUAAAGCAUUUUAGCAUGUCGGUUUCCUAAAUGCAAGAAUUAUGGAUUUUUUCCAUGCACUCAUAUAACCCACAGCUCAAAAUCUAACAAUGCAGUAGGGCUGCUCAAUUAAUCGCAAUUACGAUUUUGGUUUGCAACGAUUAUGACAACAUAAUCGAAAUAAAACGAUUUUUAAAAAAAAUAAAAAUUCUUAAAGUUCAGGGCAAUCAACUGUUAAAAACAUACUGUUCAGUUUUUUUUUUCAAUAAAUGGGUUAGGGUUAACCCUUAGGUAAAUGGAUAAUAGUUUUUAAUAAUCGUGAUAUCAAUGAUUGACCCAAAUAAUCGAAGUUAUUAUUUUUGCCAUAAUCGAGCAGCCCUACAAUGCAGUACUUCUCUUGAUAGUGUAAAUGUUUUUUUAUUUAACGCUACACUGGUAGGUAAUGCAAAAUCAAGAUUCAUAACUAAUUUAUCUAGUACCAUUGAGUGAAAUAGUGGGUGAUUAUGGACACAUUCCUCAGUUGUUUCUCUAGUCAAGAAGUUCUUGAGAAAAGUUGAAACUCAACAUGAGGCACAGCGGGCCUGGAGCUGUAUCUCAGAAUUGAUGUGAAGGGGAAAUAAGACAUUAGCCAGCCAAUGUGCAGUCUUGUCGUUAGCAGCUACAUCAGAGCUGAAAACACUGUGGAAGUUGUCAAGAUGAACACAGUCGUGUGAUCAUGAAGGGGCCAAGAGUGUGUCGCUUCCUAUGAGGAAUUCAGUAUUUCAUGUACACCGUUUAAUAAAUCACAUUUUAUAGAAACAA
Molecule: messenger RNA, 2640 nt
Organism: Gymnodraco acuticeps
Lineage: Eukaryota; Metazoa; Chordata; Actinopteri; Perciformes; Bathydraconidae
Gene: cfap36
Product: cilia and flagella associated protein 36
Exons: 12
Coding region: 239-1534 (431 amino acids)
Cellular component (GO): ciliary base; axoneme
Source: RefSeq, a predicted model, not a curated record